CCCACGCUCUUAUCACCACCAGUAUCCAUUAACGAAGGCCUGUGGUGUCUAUUCUGCAAUUUUCACAUCAGCCAAUUAGUACUAACAAGUAAAAAGCUGGCGCAUGUUGCCGUCACACCUCAUCUCACCAGAAUGGCCAUCUCACGGCAUACGAUCACGAAUCGUGAUGAUGAAUCAUUUCUUUUUUGUUUUAUUUAUUUAUUUUUUGAAACUUUGGAUUCCGAUGAUUCUAGGGUUAGGGUUUCCUCCAGAGUCGUUGCCAUCUAAACCCUGAUGCUCCUUUUGGUUGCUGAGCGAACCUCGGGAAAGAGAAGGGAAUCUUGGAAUCUCACAACCGUGGAUUUAAGACCUACAUUUUCUUCCCUUGUUCUUGUGGUUUCUUGUUAAACAAUCGGAUGAUAAGGUUCUUCUUUGUUUCGACGGAGUAGAAUUCGGGGAACAAAAAAUCUUUAGUGCAGCUUCGUUUUCUUAAUCCCGAUGAAUGUUUUAUCAUGAACUUGAGGGGAAUGUACUAUGUCCUUUUGCUAGUUUUCGUCCUUUGCGCCUGCCUUUUUUCUUUUUUUCUUUUUUAAUAAUUUUGCCCUGAUAUAAGUUUUUCUGGAAGCAGUCUUCAAAACAAACAAAGCUUUAGUAGAACUUUGAGACCUCAUAUGACGGUUCCCAGGUGUUGCAUUGGUUAUUGAACAUAAUGCCCGGAUAUUGGAGAUGAAUGAUGAUGAGUCAUGUUUCAUUCUCGGACGUAAAUAAACUUAAAUCCUGGGUUUAAAACCAUAUUGCGGUCGACGACCAUAUGAAUCGAUCCCAUGGGGUUUGCUCAAAGUAGGGGGGCUCUAAAUGGUUGGAUGGGUUGAAUUCAAAAGAACUUUUAAAGAAGAUAUCUUGCUGCAUCCUAAAUAUCGAGGAUGGUAAUAACACGGAGUGGCGGUGGUGGUGGUGAUUGUGGAAGGCAGGGAAGAAAGCUCAAAGAUUCGUCUACUGGAGAUGCUAGCAGACAAAGACAAUCACCUUUGGGGUCAUGUGCUGAUUCAGACCUGAUAUCAUGGUUAAGGGGACUGGCUCUGAAUCCUUGCAACUAUGAGGCCUCAAAAGAGUCAGGGGGAAGAUUAUGGGAUCAGCUUCUUAAACUGCGGAAAAUUAUGUUUCUGACUCAUUCUGAAUUUCCUCGGAGAAAGCGGGCACUUCAGCAGUUUCUAAAGGGUGAAUUCACAACUACUCCUGGACUGGUGAAAUCUGAUCAGCAGAGUUUCAAGAAAUUGAGAAGGCAAUUCUUUCACACCUCUUCAAUUUCAUGCUCGCUUAAUUCGGCUGACUCCAUUGGAAGCGACAAUCAGUGCAUUGCUCAUAACUCGCGUAGUUUAGGUAGUUUAUUGACAUUUGAGGACAAUUUUCGAGGAAAACAUGUAUCUACCGAUUUACCUGUUUUGGAUAAUUCAACAGACUCGAGUUCAUUAAAAAGGGAUUCUUCUCCCUUAAUGGUUUCAGAUGAAUCAAUUUAUGGUUCUAAUCCAGUGAGUACAGAGAACUUGACCAUCCAUGAUGCUUCCUUGCUGGAUUUUGAUGACUCGGUUUACAGUUCAAACUCAUCAAAUUUGGAAGAACCAAAGCAAACAGAUCAUCAGACACCUCGACGAUCAAUCAGGUUAUUGAAGUUCAUUGGUGAUUAUCUUCCAAGAAUGGCUAUUCCUGUUGGGCCUUUCUUUCAGGCCAAUGUUCCUGACUGGACUGGUCCAUCUGACCAAGGGAAUCUUUGUGGUAGGGAUGGUGAUUCCGAAAGUUCAAGGUGGUUAGGCACCCAAAUUUGGCCCGUAAGAGGGGAAAGUACAGAAACUUCACCUAAAACAAUUGGGAAAGGCAGACCUGACUCUUGCUUCUGUGCCUCUCCUGGAUCUGCUGAUUGCAUCAAACUUCAUGUUCAUGAAAAAAGUCUCCUUUUGCAAUCUGAUCUUGGUCCUGCUUUUAUGGAUUGGAAGUUUGACGAGAUGGGGGAAGCUGUCUCAAAGUCAUGGUCAUUGAAAGAACAAAAGACCUUCCAGUCUCUGAUGAAGUCAAAUCCACUUUCUAAUGAAGUGAAAUUUUGGAAGCAUGCCUUCAAGUGCUUCCCAAACAAGUGCAGGAAAAGCAUUGUUAGCUAUUACUUCAAUGUGUUCCUCCCUAGACAUAUAAGCUUACAGACUAGAUCAUCCCUUAAACAAGUUGACACUGACGAAGAUGAAGCUGAAGAUGUUAAUCAUACAGAUUCCCAGGAAGGUCGUGCUAAAGAUGUGAAAGCUCGAUAUUUGCGUCGGGGUUGUUGAUAGCUGAAGGGUGGCAAUCAUAUAAACUCAUCAUAACUUGGUGAUAUUAAGAUCCUUUUUGUAGCCUGGUUUUUAAACCUUUUUUGAGUAUGCAUCAAGGUGUUGUUUGGGUUCUCAAACACUAAAAUUUUGAUCAUAUCAGCAGCAACUUGGUUAAUUUACUGAGUUGUUUCAUUGAACUUCACUUUUGAUCAUUUCUUUAGCAACUUGGCUAAGUUUCUUGAGUCAUUUCUUUUAGCAUAUUACUUGGCAAGUUUUUAAUGUUUAAGCAGGAGUACAUCUUGUAGCAAUCAUUUUUUGCAAUUGAAUUGUAAAAUACGAAUGUCAUUUAUUUGUUACUUGAUAUUUAUUUUUCACCUUAUUGAUGCAAUA
Messenger RNA from Vitis vinifera (wine grape), 2666 nucleotides. RefSeq lists its product as uncharacterized. The record is from RefSeq and is a predicted model, not a curated record. NCBI's taxonomy places the organism in Eukaryota, Viridiplantae, Streptophyta, Magnoliopsida, Vitales, Vitaceae. The coding region runs from base 903 to 2294 and encodes 463 amino acids. The transcript is spliced from 3 exons.